UUGGACCGUACCUAUGGGGCAAUGAGCUGCUCCAGUCCAAUUCUCCCCCAUUCACUGAACCUGCUCCACGUCCCCAGCAAAAGUUGACGAGCUGAUGCUGCACCAUCGACUGCUGUUGGCCAUGGCCUUGGCAGAGAACCCUGGAGGUCCUCGCACUAAGAGGCCAGAGACAUCAUUCCUGUCUAGCCCAUCGCGAUUCCCUCCCCUCCUCGGCCCGUGAUCUGGGGCUACGAGGCGUGUCUUUCAUGCACUUGGAGCUACUAUUUCCGACAAAACUUGUCCACAAGGAAACUCCCGUGCUCCGCUCGGUCUACCGUAUGUCGUCAUUCAUCCCUCAUCAUCGGCUUGACGGCUACCUUAGCUGCCUCCAAUGCCCAGCAUCCUUCGUGAUCUGCUGUUGUAUUUAAGCCUCAAGCGGUGAUCCCCCAGAUUUGGCAAUCUUGAUCUCAACAUCAAUCCAUCGCAUUUUCUCUUCUGGUGCAUGCCCGAUUUUCAUCUACACUCUUGAUACCAUAACCACAGUUGCUCAUUCACACGUCAAUAUGCCUCUUGCAAGUCACGUCAACCCAGAGGACAUUGUCCAACGCCUCCAGGCAACUCACAUCACAGCUCCGGGUAAUGCCAAUGCCUCCAGCCAUGGCACUUCAUCACACAUCCAACCCUAUGACAGCCGAUACACCAGUCAAACCAACAUUCCCAAGUACAAGAUCCCUGAUGAGGGCGCCCCAGGAGACACCGUCUUUCAGAUGAUUAGGGAUGAGCUGGACCUCGACGGCAAACCCAACCUUAACCUGGCCAGUUUCGUGGGAACAUGGAUGGAACCUAAUGCCACCCAGCUCAUGCAGGAGAACCUCUCCAAGAACCUCUCAGACGCAGAUGAGUACCCUGCCAUGAUGGAGAUGCACCAGCGCUGCAUCAGUAUCAUUUCCCACCUGUGGGGUGUCCAGCCCGGUGAGAAAGCCAUCGGCUCCGCAACCACGGGUUCCUCCGAGGCCAUCCAUCUCGGCGGUCUCGCCAUGAAGCGUAGAUGGCAACUGAAACGCAAGGAACAGGGCAAGGACACCUCCAAGCCCAACAUUCUCAUGGGCUCCAACGCGCAGGUCGCCUUGGAGAAGUUUGCCCGUUACUUUGACGUCGAGGCCCGCAUCUUGCCCGUCAGCAAGAAGAGCCACUACCGUCUAGACCCGGCUCUUGUGAGAGAAAAUGUCGAUGAGAACACCAUCGGUGUCUUUGUCAUUCUCGGAAGCACAUACACGGGGCACUACGAGCCCGUUGAGGAGAUUUCGCAGAUUCUCGACAAGUACCAGGAAGAGACUGGUAUCGACAUUCCCAUUCACGUCGAUGCCGCUUCUGGUGGCUUCAUCGCCCCUUUCACCCACGCAGGGGUCGGCGGUUCCAAGUGGAACUUUGAGCUCCCUCGCGUCAAGUCAAUCAACGUCUCAGGCCACAAGUACGGCCUUGUCUACGCCGGCCUCGGCUGGAUUAUCUGGCGCGACCAGUCUUUCCUCCCAGAGGACCUCAUCUUCGAGCUUCACUACCUCGGAGGUACAGAAAAGUCAUUUACUCUCAACUUCUCCCGCCCAGGUGCACAGGUUAUCGUGCAAUACUACAACCUUAUCCACCUAGGCUUCGACGGCUACCGCUCCAUUAUGGAGAAUUGUCUCUCCAACGCCCGUAUCCUCGCUCAGAGCCUCGAGGCCACGGGAUGGUACACCGUCGUCUCUGACAUCCACCGCCGUGCACCUCACAAGGAAGCAAGUGGCGCUGUGAAGAAGAUUGUGAACCAGGCCGCCACCGCCGUCGGAGGCGAGAGUGCUGCCCCGGGGGAGACCUCGGCCGACUACGUUGCCGGCCUGCCUGUCGUCUCUUUCCGUCUGACGGAUGAGUUCAAGGCCAAGUACGAACACAUCAAGCAGGAGACCGUCUCCCUCAUGCUUCGCGCCAAGGGUUGGAUCAUUCCCAACUACCCGCUCCCGCCCAAUGAGGAAAAGAUUGAGAUCCUCCGCGUCGUUGUUCGCGAGACCAUGACAUUUGAUCUGCUUGAGCGGUUGUUGACGGACAUUGUCGAGGUCACGGAGACACUUAUUGAGAAUGACGAGAUCGAUUUGCAGGUUCUGAAGAAGCAUCACAGCCGCAGGCGGGUGCGUGUCAAGGGCGAUGAGGAGAAGCACAAGAAGGGGGGCGCUGCCAAGGGAGUCGAAGAUGGAGUUAGAAAGAUGGAAGAUGGUAUUCAUCGUGCGGUAUGCUAAGGCAUAGAGGUGUUGGCAAAAAAGUAAUCUCGGUACAACGGUAGCAGCGAAAAUUUUAUGACAUUUGAGCAUCAACAUCUCUCUGGUAAUAUUUGCCCGAUCGGCAAAUACAUGUGGAUAGUACACAAGGGAGUCUCAUACCCAAGUGACCAUCUGAGUCUACUCUCAUUGAGGAGUGCUCAUGUCUCAACACCUCCGGAACUCAUCGCAGCGUCUGAUCUGGAAUAAAGAUCACAAAUAGCCAUGCACCAAGCCUAUUCUAUGCUUUUAGUCUAA
Molecule: messenger RNA, 2525 nt
Organism: Colletotrichum scovillei
Lineage: Eukaryota; Fungi; Ascomycota; Sordariomycetes; Glomerellales; Glomerellaceae
Product: glutamate decarboxylase
Exons: 4
Coding region: 543-2249 (568 amino acids)
Biological process (GO): L-glutamate catabolic process
Cellular component (GO): cytosol
Molecular function (GO): pyridoxal phosphate binding; glutamate decarboxylase activity
Source: RefSeq, a predicted model, not a curated record